AUGUCCAAACUCACCCCCAAGACAGCCUUCAAAACUGUGCCAGGGCGGGGGCCCGGGACCCCUGGGACCCCCGGGACCCCCGAGACCCCCGGGCACAGAGGGGGCAGCCCGGAGGCCGGCGGGGAGGAGGAGGAGGAGGAGGAGGAAGAAGAGGAGGUGCCCAGGCCCCCAAGCUACCUAUUACUAACCAUCUUCUCCUGCUUCUGCCCCGCGUACCCCAUCAACAUCGUGGCUUUCGUCUACUCUAUCAUGGCUCAGAACAGCUAUAACGAAGGAGACGUGGAAGGCUCCCGAAGACUCGGUCAGAACGCCAAGUGGGUGGCCAUCGCGGCCAUCAUCAUCGGCCUCCUCCUCAUCGCCGCUUACUGCAUGUUUCACUUCAGCGGAUGGACCACAUUCUGAUGGACUGUAGGUCGCCACAACUCGGCCCCAAAGAAAGAAGUUUCUGAAGAAGUUUCUCUCCAACCCCCAUCACAGACUGUUUGGUCCUUCCCCUUGCGGUCCCCUCCAGAGACAGGGCCCGCCCCGGCGAACGAACCCGACGACUGAUGUGCCAAUGCCAGCGGCACCACCACGAUGGCCCCUGCCUUGCUUGGUAAAACCUCAUCUCAGUGAAGCCCCCUCCCACCUUCUCCUCUCCGCGGAGAUCGGUGGGGGGCUGUUGGAAGGCCUCCAGAGUCCUCGGGGCUCGCCACGCCAACCGUCCUGGAUUUGGGGAGAGGGGCCCCAUGAGAACCCGCAACCCCGACCCAGCACGUUGAUGCUGUUUCCAGUGAAGGGGGAGGGGGAACAGAUGGAGUGGAUUUUGGGGUGCAUGUUUUGUACCGGGUGUAGCGGUCCCCGCUGAGGACGACCCCCAACCCGCCUCUUACCCAGAAGGAUGGGUUUGAAGGGAUCAUCUGGUCCUGUCCUCACAAAUCGCUCGUUAUUCCUGGCUGAAUCUCUCUUCCUCUCUCCUGUGGCUCCCUGCUCCCUGAACCCUGUCCACACGAGGGUAUCAACCUUGGUGCCAUGGACGUCUCAUCUCCCUCUCGUGAAUGAACCACCCAUGUACAGAAUGGGGUCUUCUCAUUCUCACACCCUGACAUGAAUGUUGCCUCUGGCUCCAUGAACCCCAAUUCCUACUGCCUGCCAACUCCCUCUUCCCCUAAAUGCCCCGGCUGGUCUAAUGUUCUUGUUAAAACUCACCUCAGGCUCUCGUCAAAUCUCCGGUUGUGGCCUGGGCCCCAGAUUCAUUCACUUCAUUGAUUCAUUCGUUCAUUCAAUCGUAUUUAUUGAGCGCUUACUGCAUGCAGAG
This is a messenger RNA of Tachyglossus aculeatus (Australian echidna), 1297 nucleotides long. It is a transcript of the gene TMEM233, whose product is annotated as transmembrane protein 233. Lineage: Eukaryota; Metazoa; Chordata; Mammalia; Monotremata; Tachyglossidae. The transcript has 3 exons. The record is from RefSeq and is a predicted model, not a curated record. The coding region runs from base 1 to 402 and encodes 133 amino acids. Gene Ontology annotation, cellular component: membrane.